Messenger RNA from Pelobates fuscus (common spadefoot toad), 1944 nucleotides. It is a transcript of the gene LRRC17, whose product is annotated as leucine rich repeat containing 17. Bases 308 to 1612 code for a protein of 434 amino acids. The transcript is spliced from 4 exons. NCBI's taxonomy places the organism in Eukaryota, Metazoa, Chordata, Amphibia, Anura, Pelobatidae. The record is from RefSeq and is a predicted model, not a curated record. Gene Ontology annotation, molecular function: protein binding.
UGCCUAAGGAGAGUGUAAGCAGCUGCAGCCUUGUAAUUUAAAACCACUGAAGUUUCCUGGAGGACCAGCACUAUAUUCACGCACAAUGAGAGCAAGACACAGCCGCUUGUUCCGAGCAUUCACUUUCUUUCUGCAUGGAAAACAAAAGGACCAACCUGAGUACAUCCGGACAGGUCUAAGUAGAUGAGUUUGUGGGCUCCUUUUCCUGAUCCCAGAGAAGGGAUUCCAAAUAACUCAACUGGGAAUUCUGGUUUCAAAGUCCAAAUCCAUUGUUAUAAAGGGUAAUAAGGGCUAGCUGGAUGUCAGGAUGCAAGUGGUUACCCUUAUAAUGCUGUUAUUCUUUUUCCAAGCAUCUGAGCUUAAAAAGAUAAGACGGAACCACAGAGGAAACAAUGACAAACCAAACAAGCCUAAGAUAUUUUCUAGCACAGUUAAACGUUAUGCUACAGAAUCCCCUUGUGAUAUAUACACACAUCUUAAUGAAAAAUACAUGGACUGCCAGGAGACGAAACAGACAUCCAUCUUAUCUGAGUGGCCAGAAGACUUAAUUCAUAUACUGUUGGCUAGAAACCGCAUUCGUAUCUUGAAAAACAAUGCGUUUUCUAAAUUUAAGAACCUUAAGAGCUUGGAUUUACAGCAAAAUGAAAUAUUAAAAAUUGAGACUCAGGCCUUUUCUGGUUUGAAGAAACUUAAAACUCUUUUAUUGCAACAUAACCGAAUACAUGUCCUUUCAGAAGAGGUUUUUAUUAAUAUGCCACGGCUUACCUAUCUUAGACUGUAUGACAACCCAUGGGAUUGUAACUGUGAGUUAGAAUCGCUGGUCAUGUAUCUUCAGCUUCCAAAAAACAGGAAUUUUGGAAACUAUGCCAGGUGUGUGACUCCAGCUGAGAUGACCGGUCAGAAGUUAAAAGAAGUCACAUCAGAAGUGAUAUGCCAGGAGGACAUAUCAGUACCAAGAGAACAGAAAGACCCUAAAGUAAUUCGACCCUCAGUGGAUUCAUCAAAGUGUCAUCUUUAUCUACACCCAGUGGUAAUGCUUGACUGCCGGGAAAAAGAAUUUCACAGAGUUCCAGCUGACCUUGCUCCAGAUAUCAUAAAACUUGAUCUAUCCAACAAUAAAAUAAAAGAGCUACGCUCUAAAGAAUUUAAAGAUGUUCCAAACCUGGAGGUACUGAAUUUGAGCAACAAUGGAAUAGUAUACAUAGAUCCAGCUGCCUUUUCUGGUUUACUGAAUCUACAUGAACUGGAUUUAUCAAACAACAGUCUAACAAACUUUCAGUAUGGUGUUCUGGAGGACUUGUACUUUUUGAAAAAUCUCUGGUUGAGAGAUAACCCAUGGAAGUGUGACUAUCAUAUCCAUUAUUUGUUUUACUGGCUGAAGCACCACUACAAUGUCAACUACAAUGGCUUGGAGUGCAAAUCGCCCCAGGAAUUUAAGGGGUGGUUUGUUGGGAAGUAUGUUAGGAGUUAUUAUGAAGAAUGCCCAAAGGAAAAGUUUCAAGUUCAUACAGAACUGGGAAUUAGUGACGAUGAAUGGGAGAAACAUAUAGACAAUUCAAUGCAAAGUGAAACAGUCAAGAAAAAAAGUGUUCUAUUAACAAUCCUUAGUUAGGGAUUUUUUAACCUUUUAUAACAUAUGAUGAGUCAGGAGCGGCAUGAUGUCGACAUUUUACCUAUCCCGUUUUAAUGAAGAUGUUAAACUACCGGUAAAUUUUUAUACCUGUUUUCUAGGUAAAUAUGCAUGUUGUUCAGCCAACAAUUAUUGGUUUGCAAUACUUUUACUUAUCAAGAUAAUUUCCACUAUAUAAAUCAAUUCCAAAAUACUGUAAACUGGGUAAUAUUCCCACGUUAGAAAUUGUGUGGCUCAAACAUGGUAAUCUAGAACAGUAAGUUAAAUGCCAAAGCAACAGGCAUAGCUAAAAAAAAAAAAAAAAAAAAAAAAAA